Lynx canadensis (Canada lynx) is the source of this 1587-nucleotide messenger RNA. RefSeq names its product HERV-H LTR-associating 1 (gene HHLA1). The transcript has 16 exons. Bases 1 to 1587 code for a protein of 528 amino acids. The record is from RefSeq and is a predicted model, not a curated record. NCBI's taxonomy places the organism in Eukaryota, Metazoa, Chordata, Mammalia, Carnivora, Felidae.
AUGCCGGGCUUCCCGGGACCCGGUCCUCCGGUGAGGCUGUGCGUGGGCCUCACGUGCAUUCUGUCCCUUUGGAACACAGUGUCUGCUGUGAAAGGAGAAGCCAAGAAGGAAAAGGUGAUGACCCUCCUUCCUCCAGCAGUGUCUGGCCUUGGAGGAGAAGAGAGGAAGGAAAAGGGGGUGGCUUUUCUCGACACCACAGAACUGCCCGCAAGGUCAGUCGAUCUGUCCGCGCUGAACCUGACAGAGCUGGUGAACGGGAUGCUGAGCAGAGCUUUAAAAGAUACGAAGAAGUUCUUCUCCCUGCUAAGCAUCACCUCCUACAGUUCCGUGGCCUUCCACAAGUUUUCCGUGGCCAUUUACAACAUUUCUAACCUGAAGGCUGUGGACCCGGCCAGGUUCCCCACCCGGUACUGUUACUGUCUGAACAACCGGACCAAUGACUUAUCAGAUUUCACGGCCCUGCUGGUGGACGUCGUUGGAAAUUCUACCAGCUACCUCACAGAGAUUUUCAAGUCAACCUCAAUCCUCUCAGUGAGUCAGACAAAUGAAUCCGACUGCACCGUCAUCUGUAUGAUGACAGGAAAGUCAGGACGGAACCUUUCUGACUUCUGGGAGGUGGCAGAGAAAUCUCCUGUUAUCAACUACACAUUUACCAGCAGCAUGCCUGGUGGUCCAGGUGAGUCUACCAAGGGCUCGUCUGUGACUUCAAUGCCCAUACCCACAAGCCAGCAAACACUACCAAGGACAAGCCCCCCACACGGAGCCCAGAGCACCAGAGCGUCCUCUCUGAGAACUGUUCCCUGGACAGAGACAACUCCUCUUGCAAAGGGAGAGCAGACCCAGAACCCAGGAAGCCUUCCUGAGCUUCACUCCAGGACCGCGGCCACGCGGGGCAGCGCCUCCCCAACCCCAGCCUUGGCUACCAGGAGGGUGACCCGGACUCCAUGGGUGACAACCAGCAGUCAGGCGUGGACUUCCAACCUACCUGUGCCCUGGACUCAGACCAUGGGUGAGAAAGCACCCGGAGGGCCUCCCUGGGAAACAUCGUCCUCCACACGCACAUCUCCUGCAGAGGCCAUGACCACGUGGAGCCUUUCUGGGCCACCUGCUGGGGCAGCGUCCACACAGGGCAGCUCAUCCCAGGCCAGCCCAGCCUCAGGAACCUUCACCCCUGGCACACAGACCCCGAAUCCAACCAAGGCACCAGCCCCUAGAUACCCACAAACAGGUGACGCCCCGUUGGCCUGGCCAUCUGCCCCUGGAGAGGAACCAGCCCUGGCCCCGGGACCCCACCAGGUUUCUAGGUGUCCUCAGCUGCUGGUCGAAGAGGGGGCCGUCACAGCCGCUCCCCUCCCCCUGGCCAUCCGGAAGCUCAACCCUUGCCUGAUGGAGCUGUGCCGCUUUUUCCAGCAAUGCCUCUGCAUGAGCCAGAAGAGAGACCCCAGGAUGGAGGCCAUGAGGUACUGUCUUGAAUACUAUUCCUGGUUUCUGAAGAAUGCAACAUACAUCUGUCAGAGGGUGAAAAGGGUGCCCCACUCACACACCUUAAAACAAAAAUGCCUUCAGAAUAUCUGCCAGUCCGUGUGA